Ostertagia ostertagi is the source of this 300-nucleotide messenger RNA. NCBI's taxonomy places the organism in Eukaryota, Metazoa, Nematoda, Chromadorea, Rhabditida, Trichostrongylidae. The record is from the annotation of a GenBank genome assembly.
AUGGUGAGUAGAACGGUUGUUCGAUGGCUGGCAGCAAAAUCAAGAGCGCUUGCUUCCGAUCUCAGAGAAGGUCGAAACAAUGCUGUAUUUGUUGAAAACGUACGAUCACGCCACGGUAGUCGUCUGGAGUCUCUGGAUCGUAAACUGGACGAAGCUGAUCAAUGCAGAUCCAAUUCCAAGAGUAUAAUGUCGAAUUUACCAGAAGCUCUCGCGGAUCGAAUUCUUUCGCGUGAUUGCCGUUUUGUUCGUGUUGGCUCAUCCGUAAAUGGACUCUCAUCUGAUAAUUCGGAUGUAGACUUG